Patiria miniata (bat star) is the source of this 2896-nucleotide messenger RNA. It is a transcript of the gene polk, whose product is annotated as DNA polymerase kappa-like. The record is from RefSeq and is a predicted model, not a curated record. Gene Ontology annotation, biological process: error-prone translesion synthesis. Bases 1 to 2505 code for a protein of 834 amino acids. Gene Ontology annotation, cellular component: nucleus. Lineage: Eukaryota; Metazoa; Echinodermata; Asteroidea; Valvatida; Asterinidae. Gene Ontology annotation, molecular function: DNA-directed DNA polymerase activity; damaged DNA binding. The transcript has 12 exons.
AUGGAUGCGGAGGACAUUGACUGGAAAGAUGAAGAUGAAGAUGAAGGAGAAAAUGAAGAAAGAUGGAAUGAACCAGUGGAGUCGCUCCUUGAAACACGGAACGAUGGUCUGCAGGAGGCAAGCCUCUCUUCAAAUGUUGGAGAUGACGGGAAUCCUAGUGUUUCAACUUCCGAUGCGAGGGGCGACGGCAUGAUGUCCCGCAUGGCACUGAACGACAACAAGGCCGGCAUGGACGGAUUGGAUAAGGAGAGGAUUAACAAGAUAAUCCUGGAAACUUCCAAAGGAUCAAGAUUUUAUGAGAACGAACGUAAGAAAGAAGCACAGGUCAACCAACGAAUAGAUCGCAUGAAGCAGCAGCUAGCUGGAAUCACUCAGCAACAGAAAGCCGCCGCACUGGUAGAGGUGGACACCAUGGCUGCUGAGCUUGAGGCAAGCAGAGAUUUUAGUCGGAGCAUCGUUCACUUAGACAUGGACGCCUUCUAUGCUGCAGUGGAGAUGCGAGACAAUCCUUCCUUGAAGAAUAAACCAAUGGCAGUGGGUGGUAUGAGCAUGUUGAGUACCUCUAACUACCAUGCCCGACGUUAUGGUGUCAGGGCCGCCAUGCCGGGCUUCAUUGCCAAAAAGCUAUGUCCCGAACUGGUCAUUGUUCCGACAAACUUUGACAAGUACCGCGCGGUCAGCACGCAGGUCCGUGAAAUUCUGGGCCAGUACGACCCCAACUUCUGCCCCAUGAGUCUGGACGAGGCUUAUUUUGACCUGACGGAACACUUGGAAAAGAGGAAAGAACUCUCGGAGGCGGAGAGAACGUUUGAUUACGGGGAUUGGAAUUCACAAUCAGAACCGACGAAUGAUGUCCAGGAGGGUGAGGAGAAGGAUAGUGUGGGGAAAACCCAGAGUCAUGGUGACAUUUCUGAGCAAGAUUCAACUCAAGAAAGUUGUGUCUGUGGUGGGGCAAAUGACGAGACUCUAUCGCCCAGCAGGAUGCAAGCGGAAGUCUCCUCGAACACCAGCGUUGCUUGUCGCUGUGCCGAAUCAACUAAUAACGCUUCAGAUCCUUGUCAUGCGUCCCUUGGAGUUAGUAAGACUGAGAGUUCUACUAGCCAUUGCGCUGUCGGGGCAGUGACUUCUAGAAAGAGAUCUAGAACUUUUGGGUUCACUGUCGAAGAGGUGGUGGAGGAGAUACGAUUCCGCAUUGAGCAGAAGACCCAGCUAACAGCCAGCGCAGGUAUUGCUCCAAACGUCAUGCUGGCCAAGAUUUGCUCUGACAAGAACAAGCCCAACGGCCAGUACAGGAUACAGCCUGACCGGGAAGCCGUCAUGGAGUUCAUACAACAGCUGCCAAUUCGCAAGGUAUCUGGGAUUGGAAAAGUCACUGAGAGGAUGCUGUCUGCUCUCGGCAUACAGAACUGUACAGACCUCUACCAACAGAGGGCGCUGUUGCACCUCCUGUUCUCGCAGAUAUCGUCUCAGCACUUCCUGAGGAUAUCGAUGGCACUAGGCUCGACAAGAGUCGAGAGAGACAGUGAACGCAAGAGCAUGAGCACCGAGCGGACGUUUAGAGAGCUGCACAAGCCGGCCGAUCUCUACAGCAAAUGCAGCGAGCUGUGCCAGGCAUUGGCCGAAGACUUGCAGAACGAAGACCUGGUGGGCAAGACAGUAACCAUCAAACUCAAGACAGUCAAGUUUGAAGUCAAGACCAAGGCGUGCUCCGUCCCCAUGGCCAUCAACUCGGCCGACUGCAUAUUCAGCGUGGCCAAGGAUCUACUUAGAGCAGAGAUCAACGCCUGUAAGCCAGAGCCGCUUCGACUCAGGCUAAUGGGAGUCAGACUGUCCAACCUCCAAUCAAGCAGCGCCUCGACCAACAAACAAGGCAGCAUCAAAGAGUUCUUCAAGAAACGUCAAAACCCUGCUGCCCAGUCUGGACAGUUACCAGAAGUGCACCAAGAAACCGGCAAUGGUUACGAGAAACCGAGAUCGCAGAAUACAAUGGUAGCUUUCUCAUCUGAUUCGCCCAAGAAGAGGACAGGGUCUGAUGUGGUUGUUACAUUGCCUUCGGAAUCAGAGCCGCAACCGUCGACAUCAGAACCACAGACAGAAAGUCCCUUUUCCCAAGUACAUCCAAGCGACCGGAACUUCUGUCCGACCUUGGGUGAUCGGAUAACAGACGACUCUACGACGGGAAACAAUCACAGACGUGACGAAUCGGCGAUGGAAGAUGUUUCAAAUGAUGCCAUAGGAACGUCCGAGUUUCUCUGUCCUGUGUGCAAUAUCCCGCAGCCUUGCACUGACCUGGAGGCAUUCAAUGAACAUGUGGAUGUGUGUCUGAACCGAGGGGCAAUACGAGACAUGCUCAAACAGCAAGCCUCUGAAGACAAUCCCACUGCCAGCCGGAACUCAACGUCUUUAGCAAAAGGAAAAAGGGGUUCAUCAGGUCCCAAGUCUUCAGCCAAACGCCGGAAACAGGAAAAGACACAGACUAAUACACUGGACAGAUUCUUCAACUGAAUUUACUUUUAUGCCGUAAAUACUUAAAUUGCUUAUCUUUGUAGUGAAGACGUUAAUGGAUGGCGCCUGUUGGUGGAUGGGGACAAAAGCUCCCGACUUUGUUUUGCUUAUUAAUUGCUGAACAUAAGAAUUUUUCGUUUUCAUGAAAUUCUUUCUAGUGAUACAAGCAUGGGUAAAUAAUGAUAGGAAAUAGCCCAAUGAGUCUUUAUUUUGACAUGAACUCAAAUUAAGUGACAACAUUGUAUGUACUGUAACAUGUUUUCUUAGAGCUAUACAUAUUUCUAUGCAAUUUAAAAUAGAAUAAAAAGCCUGAAAUAAUAAUUUGUUUUAUCUAUUUGAAUAACAACUGAAUAAACAUUAAAGAAAUGUAUGAUUUCAAUACCAAACCAGA